This is a messenger RNA of Elaeis guineensis (African oil palm), 2082 nucleotides long. RefSeq names its product protein EARLY FLOWERING 5. Gene Ontology annotation, biological process: RNA processing. The record is from RefSeq and is a predicted model, not a curated record. NCBI's taxonomy places the organism in Eukaryota, Viridiplantae, Streptophyta, Magnoliopsida, Arecales, Arecaceae. Gene Ontology annotation, cellular component: spliceosomal complex.
AUCAAAUUCCGGCGAGAAAUAACCCUCCAACCGCAGGCUCUUGCUUGGCAGUGCCCCCAUCGAAGACGACGGACGCCAAAGGGACGGCGAGGGGAAAGAGCGAAGCCUAGAGAGAGGAAGGGAGCAGGCGGGCUUUAGUCUUGGUUCGAUCUCAGCGGCAGCGCCGGCGGAGGCCGAGAUGAAGACGACCAAGGGAGGGAAGGUCAUGAACCCCACGGACGCCUACCGGAAGGAGCUCCGCAAGAAGGAGCUCAAAAGGAACAAAAAGGAAAGGAAGAAGGUGCGCGAGGUUGGACUCUUGAAAAAAGACCCUGACACCAUCAGGGAGCAGAUUCAGAAGUUAGAAAUGAUGAAGGCGGAUGGUGCUCUAGACAAGGCAAGAAAACAUAAGAAGAGACAGCUUGAGGACACACUAAACCUAGUUUUGAAGAAAAGGAAGGAGUAUGAAGAGAAAAUGCGUGAAAAAGGAGAGGCUCCAGUAAUGUUCAGCCAUUUGGGUCCCCCUCGAAGACGAACAACUGCAGAAGAAGAGGAACGAUCUAAACAUCCAAAGCCUGAGGACUCAGUUUACUAUCAUCCUACAUUAAACCCAACAGGGGCACCACCUCCUGGAAAACCUCCCAUGUACAAAUCAUCUAUAGGACCCAGGAUUCCAUUGCCUACUUCUAGUGCUGGUGCAUCAACAUCAAAGUCGGAGAUGGAAGAAGCAACUUUAUCUGUACCUCCUCCACCACCACCACCUCCUUUGCCAGCAUCUGGUGAACUGACUUCUGUUGAUGAUUCCACUGUACCUGCAUCUAUACCUUUACCGCCCCCACCACCAGCCCCACCCAAGCCAGUGGUUGAUUCAAAAACAUCAUUACCUCCCCCACCACCCCCUGGACCUCCACCCAAAGAUCCAGUUGCAGCUCAUACUUUGCUUCCUCCUCCUCCCCCACCACUCCAGCGGCCUUCCCAGCCUCCUCCACCAGGUACAAACGAAAGUGAAUUUGAUAAUAGCAAAAAUGCAGCUUCAGAGGGCCUAAAUCUGAAAGAGUUUGAUCGGGCUGCAGGUGUGCUCCCCCCACCUCCACCACCUCCUGGACUACCACCAAAAUCUGCAAAUCGCCAGUCUGAUGCCACAUCAUCUGAAUCUAGUGCUAAUAGUUCUUCAGGCCCAAAUGACAACUCUAAGAUGGCACCUCUGCUGCCACCACCUCCAAGGCAACCACCACCAAUGCCCCACGGACUCCCCUUGAUGCACCCUUUGCAAGCUGACAUGAUGCCUCCAGGUGUUGCACGCUAUCCCCCUCCACCAGAUAUGAGGUCUCCAUUGAUGGUUCCUGGAGUUCCUAACAGACCUCCUCCUCCCCCACCUCCGGGCAUGGUUCCACCACAAAUUCCCAGGCCUCCUUUUGUUGCACCUCCUGGACCACCAGGAGUUCUGAGGCCUCCAGGUCUUCCUUCCCCUCAAGAUGAUGACCUUGCUGCCUUGAAGCUCACACCACCUCCAAAGCCAUCAUAUGUCAAAUCAGCUGCAUCAACUGUUGUUAAGAGACCCCUAGCACAGCAUACCCCGGAGCUGACAGCUAUGGUUCCUGCAUCAGUGCGUGUGAGAAGAGAAACUGCUCUUCCAAAACCAAAACCAAAGUCACAGCUUUCAACGGCGUUGUCAUCUGUCGGGCCUUCACCCCCCCCAGCAAUUGGAAAGUCAGAGACAGUGGCUUCCUCAUCGGCGCCAAAGGCACAGAGCAUUGAUGACUCUUAUGUGGCUUUCUUGGAGGACAUGAAAACACUGGGUGCCCUGGACGGUUAGGCUUGGAAAUGAGAUGAUGGUAAAGAGGCUAACAAGCUGAUGUUUGAGGGCAAAAAAUACAGAUCCGUGUUAAUGAUUGGCACUCUGUGCCUCACGAAAAUUCUAUAUGAUUAUUUUUCGUGGCCUUUUUGUGGCUACCUCCCUAGAAUCACCUGCACUACAACCAGCCUCUGGCACAUUUAACACUGAUGUUCUUUCCCUGACCGUGGGCUUAAUGGGUGAGGAACUCUGAGGCAAAUCUGUGUGUUUCAUGCGCACAAAUCGUAAGAUUCAACAUUUGGAUCGUU